Cutaneotrichosporon oleaginosum is the source of this 611-nucleotide messenger RNA. RefSeq lists its product as uncharacterized. The record is from RefSeq and is a predicted model, not a curated record. NCBI's taxonomy places the organism in Eukaryota, Fungi, Basidiomycota, Tremellomycetes, Trichosporonales, Trichosporonaceae.
GUGCUUCGGUUGGGCCACGCUCGGGGCGACCCCGUAGCUGGGAAUCUGAUGCGCUGGCACAUCACUGAUGUUGAAAUUGCUCUGACCCCAGGCAUCGCUCGUACUCUACAAUGUCGAAGGGUGAGUCGGGAUCUUUGAUUUUCGCCAUUGCAGUUCCGCAGUGUUGUUGGCGUUGGUCGCUUAACGCUGGGUGCUUGUAUAAGUCGACGGCACCAGCGGCUAGCACAACUCUCUGUCCUGCAACGCUGAGCUAUGCCCCUCGCCAGACAUCGCUGACCACAGCUUGCUGCUCCCUCCCCCCCGUCUCGGCCGAUUACACGCCCAAGGGCACGUACGGCAAGGUCGCUGGCCUUAAGGCGUACACUGUCGGCCCAGAGGACGCCAAGGCCGCCGUCCUCAUGGUCUACGACGUCUUCGGCUACUCGCCGCAGAUUCUCCAGGGUGAGUGAUAUGUGAGAGCAGCGAGGACGUAUUCGUACGGUGCUUUGGGUGUUUAGACGCCAGCAUGUCAGAAAGGGGCCCCCGACAUCCUCGCGAUGCUCGCAUCAGCAUCAAUGGUGAUGAUGACUAGGCAUGCGAUCGUGAAGGGUGACGGGAUUCGGCAUUCAUAC